AUGACUUUGAAUAAGCGAUCACACUGGAAAUGUCCUGCGGUCGAAGCCGUACCACUUCGUUUAUACAACAGUUUGACAAAGAAAAAGGAAAUAUUUGUACCGUUGAAGGACAAUGAAAUCCGUUGGUACACAUGUGGUCCAACAGUUUACGAUACGUCUCAUAUGGGACAUGCGAGAUGUUAUAUAUCAUCCGAUAUUUUACGUCGUGUGCUGCAAGACUAUUUUGGCUAUAAUGUUUUAUAUUGUAUGAAUAUAACAGAUAUUGAUGAUAAAAUUAUUAAGCGUGCUCGUGAGCGAUAUCUUUUUAAACAGUACAUUGAAAACAGUGAAACAACUUUAGAAAAGAUUAUAGAUGAUUGUCAUAUGGCUCUGAAACAUACAAUCAAUUUGAAAUUACGCGAAACAGAUAAAGAUAAACAAUCAAUGUAUGACAAACAAGUGACAAACGUAGAAAAAUCAAUAAUAGAAUUGAAAACAAAUUUAAAAUCAUCCAGUGCUGAUCUUGACAUCGAUUCAUUACGAACGAAAUUAUUAUCUGAUACUCGCGAUAUUCUUAGUUCAUAUCUUGAUUUAACAUCUGGAAAAGAUGGGAAACAAUUCGAUAAUUCAAUAUUUUUAGAAUUAGCUCGUUUUUACGAGAAUGAAUUUCAUAAUGAUAUGUUUAAAUUAAAUAUACUACCACCACAUAUUUUAACAAGAGUUAGUGAAUAUGUCGAUGAAAUAAUUGAGUUUAUUAAAAAAAUAAUUGAAAAUGGUUAUGCUUACGUGUCAAAUAAUUCCGUUUAUUUUGAUACAAUUAAAUUUAAUUCUGAGCAUACGUAUGCAAAAUUAGAGCCAGGUUGUAUAGGUGAUCUAGCAGCAUUGGCUGAAGGUGAAGGUGUAUUAAGCGCACCUAUCAUAGAUGAAAAUGGAACAAGCCAGAUAAUGAGUGAAAAACGAAAUAAUUGUGAUUUUGUAUUGUGGAAAAAAAGUAAACAAGGUGAACCAAUUUGGACAUCACCAUGGGGAUUAGGGCGACCAGGAUGGCAUAUUGAAUGUAGUGUUAUGGCAAGUACUAUUUUAGGUAAAACCAUUCUGACAAUUACAAUUAUGUACGAUAUAAACAUAAUAUAUUUACUUAGGGCAUACCAAAAGUAGUGGCAGUGGUAUUUUUAUCCCUUAUAGAAAGGUUAAAGAAACUUUCUUUUUAUAUAGUCUGAUAGAGAAAAGAAUGUUCUAUUUUUCUAUGCUAUUUGAUC
This is a messenger RNA of Didymodactylos carnosus, 1238 nucleotides long. Lineage: Eukaryota; Metazoa; Rotifera; Eurotatoria; Philodinida; Philodinidae. The record is from the annotation of a GenBank genome assembly.